AAAAGAGAGAGAAAGAGAGAGCAAGAGAAGGCAGGCACCACUCUGCGUUCAGUGAGUCAGUUGCAUCCAACCGAUUCACACAGGCGCGCAUUGAUUGAACUUUCAGCUACGUCAAAGAGUGGUUCCAACACAGCCAUCAAGGAAUAGGACUAUGAGGGUGAAGCCCAGCUCCCUUAUAGGAAGUAAAUAUCAGGGCAGAUAGAGGCUUGGCGUUUUGUGCAAACACCACAGUUCCACUAUGAGGACUUGCUCACUGGUCCUGCUAUGGGCGUCCCUGUCCCUCUAUGUGGAUGCCAUGUCUAUUACCAGAAGGACUGUAGUGGAGAUGGGAGAGAUGGAAGGAGAGGAGGAGGAGGACCGAGAUGGAGGAAAGGGAGGGAAGCUACUGAAGCGUUUCAAACGAGGAUGGAUGUGGAACCAGUUCUUUCUACAGGAGGAGUACACUGGGAGUGACAAGCAGUACAUAGGCAAGCUCCAAUCCGACAUGGACAGGGGGGAUGGAACCCUGAAAUACAUUCUAAGCGGGGACGGGGCUGGAGACAUAUUUACCAUUGAUGAAAACAAUGGUGACCUCCAUGCCAAUAAGAGACUGGACAGAGAGGAGAAGGCCUUCUAUACCCUCCGAGCCACCGUGGUCAACAAGAACACAGGCAUGAAACUGGAGCCGGAGACAGAGUUCAUUGUUAAACUCCAUGACAUCAACGACAACGAGCCCAAAUUCACUAAGGAGCUUUACACUGCCAGAGUACCUGAGAGGUCCAAUAUAGGUACUUCAGUCACCCAGGUGACAGCCACGGACGCAGACGACAGCAUGUACGGGAACAGCGCUAAACUACGAUACAGCAUCAGCCAGGGGCACCCGUACUUCUCAGUGGAACAUGACACAGGCAUCAUCCGGACAGCCCUGGGGCCUGGAGAGAUGGACCGGGAGAAGCGGGAGCACUACCAGGUAGUGAUUGAGGCCAAGGACAUGGCGGGCCAGAGGGGAGGCUUAACCGGGACAACCACGAUCAAUAUCACCCUGACCGACGUCAACGACAACCCCCCACGCUUCUCCCAGAGUAUAUAUCAGUUCAGCGUUCCAGAAUCCAUGAAAGCUGGAACUCCUGUUGGGAGAAUCACAGCAGUGGAUAAAGACCUUGGGAAGAAUGCAGAGAUGUACUACAACGUUGUCGGCGGGGACGGCUUGGGCAUGUUCGAUGUCAUCACAGACAAAGACUCACAGGAAGGCAUCAUUACUGUUGGAAAGCCAUUGGACUAUGAAAAGACCCGGUCCUACACACUGGAGAUCCAGGUACAGAAUACUCAGACCUUGGACACUCGCUUCCUGGGGUACCUACCCACCAAGGACAUGGCCACAGUCAGGAUCGGUAUAGAGGAUGUGGAUGAGCCUCCUCUGUUUGAGAGAGCCAGCUACGUGAUGGAGGUGAAGGAGGAUGCAGCCGUGGGUAUUGCAGUAGGGUCUGUCAGGGCCAUGGACCCGGAUGGAUACAACAGCCCUGUCAGGUACUCCAUUGAUCGUCGCACAGAUCUGGACCGGCUUUUUAACGUGCAUUCUGGGAAUGGGUCCAUAUUUAUCACAAGACCUCUCGACCGAGAAGAAGCUGCCUGGCACAACAUUUCUGUUAUCGCAACUGAGUUCAACAAACCUCUGCAGACCAGUCGGGUGCCUGUUUAUAUCCGUCUUCUAGAUGUCAACGACAACGCACCCACGUUCGCCUCUUUCUACGAGACGUUUGUUUGUGAAAAGACCAAGGCUGGACAGAAGAUCCAGACGGUGAGUGCUGUGGAUGCAGAUGACCCUGCAGGUGGACACAAGUUCUUCUUCAGUCUGGCUACGGAGGGAGCUUACAGAGGCAACUUCACAGUCAGAGACAAUGGAGAUAACACAGCUGGCGUCCUAACCCGGCGCUCCAGCUACAGCCGACUGCACAAGAGCGUCUACCUGGUUCCCAUGGUGAUCACAGAUGGGGACUUCCCCAUGCAGAGCAGCACAGGGACGCUGACGGUGCGUGUGUGCACCUGCGACCGCGAAGGCAACAUGGAGCUGUGCAACGCCGAGGCCCAGACCAGCUCAGCUGGACUCAGUACCGGGGCCCUGGUGGCUAUCCUGCUUUGUGUUAUCAUCCUCCUCAUGAUCGUAGUUCUGUUUGCGGUACUGAAGAGGCAGAAGGAAAAGGAGCCUCUGAUCAUCUCUAAAGAGGACGUGCGAGACAACGUGGUCAGCUACAACGACGAGGGGGGCGGAGAGGAGGACACCCAGGCCUUCGACAUCGGGGCUCUGCGUAACCCAGAGGCCAUCGAGGAGAGCAAGCAGAGGCGGGACAUCAUCCCCUCGGACACUCUGUACCCCCCUCUCAGACGGACAGCCAUCCCGUCGCGGGACAACGCCGAUGUCCGGGACUUCAUAAACCAACGGGUGCAGGAUAACGACAAUAAUCCCACCGCCCCCCCUUAUGACUCUCUGGCCACAUAUGCCUACGAGGGAACCGGUUCAGUGGCUGAGUCUCUCAGCUCCCUGGGGUCAGCUUCCUCUGAAGGGGACCAGGACUACAACUACCUCAGUGACUGGGGGCCCCGCUUCAGGAAACUGGCUGACAUGUACGGGGCUGAGGACAGCGACCGUGACUCCUAACACACUACUUGACCUGUUUCUGGGGCCUGAGCUAGGAGGAUGAACUAUGAACUAUAACUGACUGUAAUCUCUCUUCUCAAAAGAUGAGGACACAUGUUGCAGGCCAAGUUUUUUACAAAGUGCCCUUUUAUUUCUUCCAACGCAACUAUAGGCCAUAGCUCUUUCUGAUGGCCAGACCAGACAGAGCUGUGUGGAUUAUUUUUGAAACUAUUUUACUGCAAGGCCGACCUUUCCAGAGAAGGUGAACUUCAGUUUAUGAUCCUGAGUUCAAUGUCAAAAGAAACUAUAAAUUGAUACAUUUAUUUGUAUUUUCUGGUUACAUCUGUAUCUAUAUGCUGCAUUGGAAGGGAUUACACAUGACUCUGAAUACUUCUGUGUAUUCUUGAGAGAUAUCUCCUAUAGUUUCUCUGUACUGUUACCGAAGUGCAGUAUGUUGGACUUUGUAUAUUUUAGUGUUUUAGUGAAAUGGAACUUUGCUUUUCCAGGAACAAGGAACUGGAAUCUCUUAAGGUAAUUCCUCGAACCUUAUUUUGAAAUGUCCAAAUUCUUUAAAUAGAAGAAAAGCCCAGGACCAAAAUAAAACAUUGCUUCAUGAAUGUUUACGGAAUUUAAGAAUGGGCAGCCACUCUGUACUUACUCCAUUCCCCUAUCAAGCCUUCUGUUGCACAGAAAGUUCACUAUUCCAAUUUGAAGUUGUUUGUUUAUGUUGCCAAUCAUUUAUUAUGUGAUCAAUCCAUUUUUUGGAAUUGUAUCCAAGAGGAACUCUCUGAAGACACAAGGACUGUAUGUGUGUAUCUCUGCACGUGAUGAUGACUGAAGAAAUGGAUGGAGAUGAGGUUUGAUGCUCCAAGAUUUAUAGCGAAUUUCAGCAACGUCUGACAACAUCGACAUAAUCCAUCAUAAAUCAAUAAUGGUCAUAUUAGACAUGUUUAUGGUCCCAGCGAUAUAUACACAUAUGUCUUACUUACAUAAAUUCUGCACAAAAAGCCUACAAGGUGAAUGAGCAUACCAUUCGUAUUAUCUUACAUAAUAGUACUUACCAAGGAAAACAAUAAUUCUUAAACACAAUAUCCGACUCAUGUAUUUGAUUAGCUAACACAACAUGUAGACUCAGCAUUGGAUUUGAUGCGCCGUCACAUGGCACAAAGUACUUAUUUAACAGUUUUAGGAAGGACGACUAAAUAUGUCUCAUAUGAAGAGUUCAGGGAGUUUUAUCUGUAGGUGGAGAGAGAUUACUUCAUAUUAUUGUUGGAUAUGGCGCUUCUAUGGACAGUAGGGGAGGGGGUUUAAAACAUUUCCAUUAAUGCAUCACACAACAUGUAUGAUGACAAUGGCUGGCUUCUUUACAGAGAGAAAGCAUUUACAUGAAGAAUUACCUAACAUCCUUGAAAUGAACCAAAACUAUAGAAAGCAUCUGAAGUAAAUAUUUCAUUUAGCCAUGUGUUGUCUAAUUGUUCUGUUCUCUCUGUGACAAUAUUGAAUGAUAAUGCUUUUCACUCUCUGAACUCAUAUCAUACUAAGUAGCUAAGCAAACAUAAGCAAUCACUCCAAAACAACUCUAUCAUUAAAGAAGUUAAGACGGGAUCCUAAGGAUCAAUUACAGCUGAUCUUCGACUUUGAAAGUGUUUGCGGAUAAUUAUGUGUUUUAUUUGGGUACAUCAUUCUGAUUUGACAUCAGAACUUUUCUCUGUAAAAUUGUUUGACUAAAUAAUGGUAUAUACUGUGGUUGAAACUGUGCUUUGUGGCAGUGAUUUGGGAGCGUAGCUGAUGUUCAUGAUGUACUACUCUGCUUUUUAUGUUGUGAUUUUCAUUGUACCAAAUAUUUAUAGGACACAUGCUGAAUUAAUAUUGUUGAAUCACAAGCAUCCAACCAAUAUCGCUGUUUUUGAUGUAUUUUGGAGUUGUACGACUAAAUGUGGACACUACAGGCUACAGUACGUCAUACUAUGAUGUAUUAACAAUUGUCACAUUUUACCAUAAUAAACCUUUCCAGUAAACUACAA
Molecule: messenger RNA, 4638 nt
Organism: Coregonus clupeaformis (lake whitefish)
Lineage: Eukaryota; Metazoa; Chordata; Actinopteri; Salmoniformes; Salmonidae
Gene: cdh6
Product: cadherin 6
Exons: 12
Coding region: 239-2635 (798 amino acids)
Biological process (GO): cell-cell junction assembly; calcium-dependent cell-cell adhesion; multicellular organism development
Cellular component (GO): catenin complex; adherens junction; plasma membrane
Molecular function (GO): cadherin binding; calcium ion binding
Source: RefSeq, a predicted model, not a curated record